Messenger RNA from Helianthus annuus (common sunflower), 1468 nucleotides. RefSeq names its product E3 ubiquitin-protein ligase At1g63170. The transcript is spliced from 6 exons. NCBI's taxonomy places the organism in Eukaryota, Viridiplantae, Streptophyta, Magnoliopsida, Asterales, Asteraceae. The coding region runs from base 207 to 1325 and encodes 372 amino acids. The record is from RefSeq and is a predicted model, not a curated record.
CCUUACACGUCGCGUGUGACACCAAGAACCACUACUACACACACACACACCUUGAAAACACCGAUAACCCGAUCCAAAACAACAACAAAUCACUCAUUUCAACUCAUCAAAUCGAUCAUUCUCUCGAUGAUUCUUCACCUUAAGCGUCAAUUCCACCGGUUAAAAUCGGUUGUUGAUUUGAUCUGGUUGAUCACAAUUGAGUAGUAAUGGAGCGAGCGGAGAGCCGUAGUGACGGUGAGCUUGUUAUCGAUAUUACAAGCAGCAGUGAAGCUUCACCUUCUAGUGUUACAACUGUUGAUAGACCGGCUAAUCGGUCAAACUCAAGUCAUAAUGUGGAACUACCGUCGACUAGUGUUACAAGUUCUGCUGCUAGUGUUGGAGUCUCGAGAAACGCGUCCUUUGCUAGCCAUGGUCAAAGGAGUCCGUUGAAUUCAGGUUAUUGGGUAUGCACUGAGCUGGUUAUAACCAUGAGCCAGAUUGUGGCAGCCGUUGUUGUUUUGUGUUUUUCGAGGCAUGAGCGUCCGCAAGCUCCAUUGUUUACGUGGGUUAUCGGUUAUGCUUGUGGAUGUGUUGCAACGCUACCGUUGCUCCUUUGGCGUUUUCAUAAUCGUAACCAGGUUUCGGAUCAAGAUCUAGCUCAGCGUGCUCGGAGUUCUACCUCAAGCAACCUAUCAGCAACAAGAUUUCUGACAACUGUAUUAGCGAGUACAAGAUUCAAGGUAUUCAUUGAAUACUACAAAAUGGGUUUGGAUUGCUUCUUUGCAGUCUGGUUUGUGGUCGGGAAUGUAUGGAUCUUUGGAAGCCAUUCUUCUUUUUCUGAUGCUCCUAAUUUGUACAGGUUAUGUAUAGUAUUUCUUACCUUAAGCUGUCUCGGAUAUGCAAUGCCAUUUAUCUUGUGUGCAACGGUCUGUUGCUGUCUCCCAUGUAUAAUUUCCGUCAUGGGUUUUAGAGAAGAACAGACACAUAAUCGAGGAGCCACUACAGAGUCCAUUAAUUCUCUGCCUACCUACAAAUUCAAGGUUAAAAAAAGUAAGCACACAAAUGACAAAAAAACCGACUUCAAUGCUGGUGAAGGCGGGGUUGUGGCCGCAGGAACAGAAAAAGAGCAUGUGAUAUCAGGAGAGGAUGCGGUGUGCUGCAUUUGUUUGGCCAAGUAUGUGAACAAUGAUGAACUGAGAGAGUUGCAUUGUUCUCAUUUCUUUCACAAGAGCUGUGUUGACAAAUGGUUGAAGCUUAAUGCUUCAUGCCCCCUCUGUAAGAGCCAAGUUGGUGAAAGUGUUUUGAGUUUCCAAACUGAAGCAACUACCGGUAAUUUGUCUCGAUGACGGAUUGCGGUUUGCUAAAUUGUUAAUAUCCAAAUGUUACAUCAUGAUUGCUGAACAUAUGCCCAAAAGUCCAAUUUUAAGGUUUUUUUUUUCCUUCAUUUUUUAAGCUACAUAUGAUGUUGAGAAUGGAAUAUGUUUUUGGA